GACCAAAAGGGCUCCACAAAGAGAGCCGCGAAGCGAGAGGGAAGAGCGGCAAAACCCUUUUCCUCCUCGCCGGACAGCCAUGAGCGAAUCCCGCGAGGGAUCCCCCGAUUGGUUGCGGGAGUUCCAGCCACCAAGCAGGACCAUUGUGACACUAUCGUCUGGAUCUGAUUCAUCAUCAGAAAAAAGCCCAACCAAGUCUACUUGUUUAGAUUUAGAGGAACCAGGCAGACAUCAGAGACAGCAGGAUACCUUCCAAAUUGAUAGUGGUGAAGACAGUGUUUUUAUUGAGACUAAGAAACCAACAAAUUUAGAAACUGAAAAUGAUCAAAUUCUAAGCCAAGAUGCCUUGGAUGUGAAUGAGGAGGGUACAGCUGAGCAAGAUAUAAUACGAAGGAAGCCUGCAGGACCUCCUGUUUCCUCUAGGUUACCUUUGAUGUUACCAGACAAAGUCCAACGAUCCAAGGCACUCAUUGAAUGUGAUGGAGACUCCAUAGAUCUAAGUGGAGAUGUGGGUUCUGUUGGACGUAUAGUAAUUUCAAAUGGUCCUACUGGGAACCAUGAAAUGAUGUUAGACCUAAAAGGGACCAUAUACAAAACAACAAUAGUUCCUUCAAGAACAUUUUGUGUUGUUAGCAUAGGACAAUCAGAAGCAAAGAUAGAGGCAAUUAUGAAUGAUUUCAUACAAUUGGAGCCCAAGUCAAAUGUGUUUGAAUCUGAGACAAUGGUUGAAGGAACUCUGGAUGGUUUUUCAUUUGAUUCAGAAGAAGAUAUAGACAGGGUAGCAAAGACUUCUGCCCAUAUAAAUGAUCAGAAGGAUGAAAAUGGAGAUAAUACAGAAACAAAGACCAAGGAAACAAUGCAUAAGAAGGCAAAAACUAGCGCCAGAUCUGCAAAGAAAGGAACUAGAAAACCCCAAGUUUCAAAGAGAACAAAGAAGUCGAAGAAAUAGUCGAUGUGCUUCUUGUGCUCUAUGCCCAUUGUUAGAACGCAUUAGCUGUACUAAUUCAAGUGAUGGGGAAAAAGAUAUAGUUGAAUCUGACAAUGUAUUUUUAUAUUCUUUACAUUGUGUAUGUAUUUACACUUACAAAUGAAGCUGCAGACAGCAGGGCCAGAAACUCUCUCUUUAUUGUUCUCCAGAACUUAUUAUGUUAUAUUCAUUUGUCCGGAAAGUAUUCUGGUUCUGAUUCUUGUA
Molecule: messenger RNA, 1192 nt
Organism: Musa acuminata subsp. malaccensis (wild Malaysian banana)
Lineage: Eukaryota; Viridiplantae; Streptophyta; Magnoliopsida; Zingiberales; Musaceae
Product: DNA-binding protein BIN4
Biological process (GO): DNA endoreduplication; chromosome organization
Cellular component (GO): DNA topoisomerase type II (double strand cut, ATP-hydrolyzing) complex; nucleus
Molecular function (GO): double-stranded DNA binding
Source: RefSeq, a predicted model, not a curated record